Acomys russatus (golden spiny mouse) is the source of this 1465-nucleotide messenger RNA. RefSeq names its product RAN binding protein 3 like (gene Ranbp3l). The coding region runs from base 1 to 1458 and encodes 485 amino acids. Gene Ontology annotation, molecular function: GTPase activator activity. The record is from RefSeq and is a predicted model, not a curated record. Gene Ontology annotation, biological process: protein export from nucleus. The transcript has 14 exons. Gene Ontology annotation, cellular component: cytoplasm; nuclear pore. Lineage: Eukaryota; Metazoa; Chordata; Mammalia; Rodentia; Muridae.
AUGUCUACAACACAAAGAAAAGACGGCAGCCACAUGCCCACCAGUUUGUGCGCGUGCCAGCUGAAGGCGCAGGAGGACCAGCACCAGCAAGAAAAAUACGUCAUUGCUCAACCAAUAUUUGUGUUCGAGAAAAGAGAACACAGUUUUAAGAGACCUGCGGAAGACAGCCUGGGUGAAGCAGCUGAGCAUGAAUUCAGUGGUUCCUCCAGAAAGCGUGUGCGCUCUUUAUCCGUCACACUUCAUACCACAGAUGCUCAGUCUCUAGGAGUACCAGCCUCAUCCCAGACACGCCUGAGGUCUUCAUCACUUACUGAUGUCCCAACCUUUCCUCCCUCCGGGCCAGUGAGGAAAAACAAUGUUUUUAUGACGUCACAUCUGCUUCAAAGGAAUGAUGGCAUGAACAGCAUGGAGCAAGGUCCCCCUGGGAGACAUUCGGAUCAUGUUUUAAGACCCGCCAUUCUGCAACCACCUCAAGCUCAAAGCUGCGAAAAAGCAGGCACAGCAUUUGGGCCCAGUGCGUUGAAAUCCUGCAAAAUUAAAGAAAAUACCACAUACAGGAUUUCUGAAGCGAACUCUAGUUUACUAAGUGAAAAUUUACCAAAUGCCGGAAGUUCAGUCCAGCUGUCUCCUGAUCUGCACAGCUCAGCAACAACCCAAGGAUGCCGACCCAAGGAAGACAAACGUUCUUUUAGAAGCUGCACUUCUGACUUUGUUUUCGGAGAAAACAUGCUAGAAAGAGUUUUGGGCACUCAAAAGCUCGCCCAGUCUCCACUUCAAAGUCUUUCAUAUGCCAAGGAAAAAACAUUCAGAUCUGUUCUGAAAUAUCCCAGUACUGCUUCAAAUUCAAGAACAGACUCUGUUAAGAACAUGUCUCUAGUUGAGUCAGCUGCCGCUUUUUCUUCCAAACCAUCACAAAAAUGCUUGCUCGAAAAAACUGAGGUCCUAACAGGAGAGGAAAUGGAACAUAAUGUGUUAAAGAUCAACUGCAAGAUCUUUAUACUCAACAAAGCAACGCACUCCUGGACUGAAAGAGGCAGAGGAAUUCUGAGACUGAAUGACACAGCAAACAGUGACUGUGGAACACUGCAGUCAAGACUAAUCAUGCGCAACCAAGGCAAUCUGAGGCUGGUCCUAAACAGCAGACUCUGGGCUCAAAUGAAGAUUCAAAGAGCGAACCACAAAAAUGUGAGAAUAACUGCUACUGAUUUAGAAGCCAAUGGUAUAAAAGUAUUUUUAAUUCAGGCUAGGGCCAAAGACAUAGGCUAUCUGUACGCAGCAGUACACCACCGUCUUGUUGCUCUUCGAAGCCUCAGCAAGCAGGGUGAUGGUGGUCAUCCACCUGAAAGCCAGUCGGAUGUGGUCCUCCCGCAGUUCAGCUGUGAGAGCUGUGAUGAAGAUGACGAUGACCUAAUACAAGUCACAAAGAAUGGAUCAGGUAAAUACUUCCUGCGCUGUUAGGCCAGAA